This is a messenger RNA of Triticum aestivum (bread wheat), 1125 nucleotides long. RefSeq names its product probable L-type lectin-domain containing receptor kinase S.7. The record is from RefSeq and is a predicted model, not a curated record. The transcript is spliced from 4 exons. The coding region runs from base 1 to 936 and encodes 311 amino acids. Lineage: Eukaryota; Viridiplantae; Streptophyta; Magnoliopsida; Poales; Poaceae. Gene Ontology annotation, biological process: protein phosphorylation. Gene Ontology annotation, molecular function: protein kinase activity; protein binding; ATP binding.
AUGGCCUUGCCGGCGAUCCCCGAUGAGCUCCUGGUGGAGAUUCUCCUCCGCCUCCCCACCGCAGCCGAUCUCAUCCGCGCCUCCGCCGUCUGCGUCUCCUUCCGUCGGCUCGUCGCCGACCGCUCCUUCCUCCGGCACCGCUUCAAGUUCGCCGUCCCGCCUCACCCCCCGCGCUGGCGCCAGCGCCGCCGACUUCUCCUUCGCCUUUCUCCCCGCCCCUGCGCCGGACUGGUCCAUACGGGAAACAAGCACCUGUUCCACGAAAGGCAGCAGCACCGUGGCCACCAACAGCCAGUUCUGCCCUGGGAGAGACGCUACGACAUUGUGAAGGACGUCGCCGCCGGUUUGCACUACGUCCACCACGAGUACGAGCGCACGGUGCUCCACCGCGACAUCAAGGCCAGCAACAUCAUGCUCGACUCCGCCUUCCGCGGCCGCCUCGGCGACUUCGGCCUCGCGCGAGUCGUCGGCUUCGACAAGAACUCCUUCACCGACGUCGGCUUCCCGCUGCUCGUCGACUGGGCCUGGUGGCUCCAUCAGGAGGGGAGGCUGCUCGAAGCGGUUGACGCCGAGCUCCGAGCUUCGGAGGCGGGGUUCGACGCCGACGAUGCCGCCCGGCUGCUGCUCCUCGGUCUGUCAUGCAGCAACCCGAACCCAUCGGACCGGCCGACCCUGGCCAACGUGCUGCAGGUUGUCGCCAAGACGGCACCGCUGCCGGACGUGCCGCUGGUGAAGCCCGCGUUUGUGUGGCCGCCGGAGGGGGCAUUACUGGACGACGACGUGGAUGAUGGUUUUGCGGGGACGAGCCGUGAUGAUUAUCGGUACUGGGAGGAGGAGGAGACCAUGCCGAGCUUCAUGUCGUCGGAGAUCACCAAGCGCAGGGCUCGGAAUGUUGAUCAGCACAAGGACGCGGGGGAGAUAGAGAGUUACGUGUAAUCCAAUCUUUAGAUAUGAUAGGCGUCUAUGCUUCCAUUGUUACUGGUUUUCUAUUUCGUAUAAACAAACUAAUUUCGGACCUCACCGGAAUAAAUUUCACAUAUAUCAGAAAUUAUUUUGGAUUUUCAGAUUUUGAAUGUUACUUAAUUUUAAAGAAUCCUAAAAUAAUUUAAAUUUAUUUUGAAAUCA